Trachymyrmex cornetzi is the source of this 834-nucleotide messenger RNA. It is a transcript of the gene Prosbeta7, whose product is annotated as proteasome subunit beta type-4. Bases 18 to 779 code for a protein of 253 amino acids. NCBI's taxonomy places the organism in Eukaryota, Metazoa, Arthropoda, Insecta, Hymenoptera, Formicidae. The record is from RefSeq and is a predicted model, not a curated record. Gene Ontology annotation, cellular component: proteasome core complex; cytoplasm. The transcript is spliced from 5 exons.
GUACACUAGUUAUCAUAAUGGCGUUUUCCAGUAAAGAUCCUUGCUUUUUGCCUCUGUGGCAAAAUGGGCCAUCUCCUGGUGCAUUUUAUCAUUUUCCGGGCACCCAGAACGGCACCGGUGGAUUCCAAAAAUCACAAUCUCCUAUAACGACUGGUACAUCUGUCAUUGGUAUACAAUUUAAAGACGGAGUCGUUAUAUCAGCGGAUAUCUUAGGAUCUUAUGGAUCUCUCGCUCGCUAUAGAAAUCUAGAGCGUCUUAUGAAAGUUAAUGAUAACAUCAUUCUUGGUGCAUCUGGAGAUUAUGCAGAUUUUCAAUGUAUCAAGAGUUAUGUGGAAAGAAAGAUUCUGGAAGAACAAUGCUUGGAUGAUGGAUUUAGUUUGAAGCCGAAAGCGCUGCAUUGUUGGUUGACACGUGUCAUGUACAACAGACGAUCAAAUUUUGAUCCGUUUUGGAACAAUUUUGUCAUUGCCGGUUUGGAAGAUGGACAACCAUUUUUGGCAACUGUAGAUAAGCUUGGAACAGCUUACAAAGAUCCUGUUAUUGCAACUGGAUAUGGCGCUUAUAUGGCAACACCUAUUCUGAGAAAAGCUUAUGAGGAAAAUAGCCAAAUGAGCAAGGAAGAAGCUAUUCAACUUAUAUACAAAGUAAAUCAAGUUCUUUUCUACAGAGAUGCAAGAUCUUUCCCAAAGUAUCAUUUGGGUAUUGUUACGAAAGAAAAAGGAAUCGAAAUACAAGGACCGAUAGACGUAGAAAGUUAUUGGGGACCCGCAAUUCUAUAAAAUUAUAAUGUUUUCGUAUUCUUUCAAAAUAAGUUAUAAUAAAAAAAAUUAUAGG